This is a messenger RNA of Chaetomium strumarium, 1803 nucleotides long. RefSeq lists its product as uncharacterized. Bases 423 to 1703 code for a protein of 426 amino acids. The record is from RefSeq and is a predicted model, not a curated record. The transcript is spliced from 4 exons. Lineage: Eukaryota; Fungi; Ascomycota; Sordariomycetes; Sordariales; Chaetomiaceae.
UUGAACUUCUGCGACACCGGACUCGACUGCCAGCGCCAGCAUGAACAGAAUGCAAUCCGGUCAAUCCAAUACCUUCAAAGGAUCAUCAUUCACAAUGCAACGCGCAUCCGGGGCUGUGCGGCGUCACCGCCAAAGUGCCGGGAAAUUGAUUUGCGGCUGACGCCCAAGGCCUGUUUUAGUGUUGCCUGAUGACCCCAGUCGCGUCUUCCUUUUCGCUUGGCAUGUCGAGAAUCGGUAAGGUGCGCGACCGCUGGUCUGGGUUCAGGAAGGAUGGGAAAGGUGGGCGAUCGGAUGGUGGCUGUUAAGAUGCAUGGUUGCCCCAGCCGCGCUUCUGCAAAGAUUCUUUCCCGAGUUUUCGCUUCCCUCCCGGCGCCGCUGCAGUCACCAAGUCGCCGUCACCAGCGGCCAGGACGCCUACAGCCAUGGCCGUCAUGAGUCUCCGUCGGUUGGUCGCCGUCUCGGCCUGGCUCAGCGCCGUGUCCGCCGGCCUACAGCGUGAGCAGCCGCACGCACCGGGUCCCGUCCAGACACCGGUGCCCGACCUGAAGGAUGCCAAUCUUCUCCUGGCUCCGCGCGUGCUCACGGCGCGGCCGGCCCCAAGAGCGCUGUUGCAGAAGCGCGACACCAACACGUGCGGAUAUCUCGACGGGAAUUCCAGGUCGGCAUAUAUCUGCGGCCAUGAUGAAGCGCAAUGUUUGUUCAACACGGAAGCCUCUGCUGUGGGCUGCUGUUUGACGACAGACUGCAACAUCUACACUGCCUGUCUGGACUACUCGGCGUCCGACAGGAGUUCCACCCUGGAUAUGGAUAGGACGCGGUACUGUUCCGACUCGGACAAGCCGUCCUGUGCUGUCUUGCGGUACGCCGAUCCGACAAACUCCGUGUCCGGCUACACGAUCCCAACAUGCGACACCGUGGCGACGACGCGUCAAUUCUACUUCAGGUCCUUUGACACAAGGCCAAACUCGCAGACGAGCAGGAGCAGCUUGGUAUUGACGACCGAAACGUCAGCCGAGUCCACCAGCACCUCGGCCUCCUCAUCGUCCUCCGAUAUCACUCAGGCCGCCACCACAAGCGAUUCGACCAAUACCUCCACUUCUACACCCGCUGCAGCGUCGUCAUCCACUCCGGUUGGGCCUAUCGUGGGCGGUGUAGUGGGUGGUGUCGCCGGCCUCGGCCUGCUCGGUCUCGGCGUCUUCUUCCUCCUCCGGCGCAAGAAGCAGGACCCGGCCUCCCCGAUGGCACCCCCAGGCGGCCCAGUCUACAUGCCGCCUCCAGGCCAAGGCCCGUACCCGAACCAGCCAUCGCCUCCGAACAUGGCCAGUAUGCCCGGCACCCCAGGCGCCUUUGACCCGCGCUACAGCAUGGUCAAGCCCCCGAUGGCGACGACGGUCAGCUCGAUGCAGGGCUCGCACAUGAGCCCAGAUCCGAUGGGCAUCUCGCCGGCCAACAGCCCAUCGCCGGUCUAUCAUACGCAGAUGCACGCCAUGGCGCCUAUACCGGGCCAGAUGGGCAUGGGCACGCCAUCUCCGCCGCCGCCGCAUCACUCCAUGGGCGGCGGCACGCCCCCUCCACAGGGUCACUUCGCUCCGCAGAAUGGGCCGUAUGUCCCGUAUCCGGGCCCGCAAAAGCAGGAGCCGCAUUUUGGCGCGGCUGAGUUGCCCACGCAGCGCGGGGAUGGGCAGGUGCAUGAGCUGUCUUAGGAAGGAAAAGGGGAUCUUCAAGAGAAAUGGGAAUUUGUAGAAUGACCAGACUUUUGCUGACGUUCGCUGGUUCUCUUCAGCCCGUAUAUAUUUUACCUAG